Dromaius novaehollandiae (emu) is the source of this 1944-nucleotide messenger RNA. It is a transcript of the gene ENOPH1, whose product is annotated as enolase-phosphatase 1. Gene Ontology annotation, molecular function: acireductone synthase activity; magnesium ion binding. The transcript has 6 exons. The record is from RefSeq and is a predicted model, not a curated record. Bases 345 to 1130 code for a protein of 261 amino acids. NCBI's taxonomy places the organism in Eukaryota, Metazoa, Chordata, Aves, Casuariiformes, Dromaiidae.
GCUCCCCCCCGGCCCCGGCGCGGACACAGAGCAAGGCGGGCGCCCGCGGCCCCCGUCCGCUUCCCCGCUGCGGGCCGGGAGCCGGGGGCUCGGCUGGCCGCACACGCAGGGGGGGCGGCAGCGGGGGCAGGGAAGGGGCGCACGGCGGCAACGUGCGCCCCACAAACCCCGCCAGGGAGGCGGCCCGCGCCGCGCCGGGCGGGGCGAGACGAGGCGAGGCGAGGCGAAGCGGCCGGGGGCGGGUCCGGGCGGGCCGGCCGGCACUCCCCCGCGGCCGGCACACCGGCACGGCUCCGCCGCUCGCCUCCGCGGGGCUGCCGCGGCCCCGCCCGCAGCCGGCGGCCAUGGGCGUGCUGCCGGUGCCGGCGGAGGUGCGCGCCAUCCUGCUGGACAUCGAGGGCACCACCACCCCCAUCGCCUUCGUGCAGGACACCUUGUUCCCUUACAUCAAAGACAACAUUAAGGAGUAUCUGCGUGCACACUGGGAAGAGGAGGAGUGCCAGCGGGAUGUCGGUCUUUUGAGGAAACAGGCUCUAGAGGACUCCAGUUUGGAUGGAGUUGUACCAAUUCCUUUAGAGAGCGGAAGCGGGGAAGAGGAACUGGAGCGGGUUAUCCAGGCUGUCGUAGACAACGUGCGCUGGCAGAUGUCUCUCGACAGAAAGACCACAGCACUGAAACAACUGCAAGGUCAUAUGUGGAGGGCAGCCUAUGCAACUGGACAUGUGAAAGGAGAAGUCUUUGAAGAUGUGGUUCCAGCCAUCCGGAAGUGGAGAGAAGCAGGGAUGAAGGUCUACAUCUACUCUUCAGGGAGCGUUGAAGCCCAGAAGCUUCUGUUUGGCUACUCUACAGAAGGUGAUAUUCUAGAGCUCUUCGAUGGCCACUUCGAUACCAAAAUAGGCCCCAAGGUAGAAAGCGAGAGCUACAGAAGGAUUGCUGAGAGUAUUGGGUGUGCAACUAACAACAUCCUCUUCCUGACUGAUGUCCCUCGAGAAGCGAAUGCUGCCGAGGAAGCGGAUACCCACGUGGCUGUGGUAAUCAGACCAGGCAACGCAGGACUGACAGACGACGAGAAAUCGUAUUACAGUCUCAUCUCAUCUUUCACUGAACUUUUCUUGCCUUCCUCCACUUAGGGAAAGGGUUGCAUGCACAGAAGACUGUGCUUCACCUCAGUUGUCCUUGUCUAACCUUAGUUAACUAUGUAAUCAGGAUUUAAAACCAAACCCACAUCAUGUAUUGGACCCACAACUACGGCAGGUGUGGAGAGAACAGCGUGAGGUUCCUUAUGCACUAGGACUGAGGCCUGCAAAAGCCCACCAGAGCUGGGAACAGUCUGAGGAGCAGCACCCAUAAACCUUGCUUUUCCUUCACUUUCGGGCUAGGAAUUAGCCCAGAGGAUGCUUCCCUCCGUAUCGCUCGUUGCAACCUGGUGCUGAGAAGCCCCACCAUGAGCUCUGUCCUUCUGAAAAGCAUUCUGCAAAGCUUGCAUCCCAGAGGGGCUGGUGGGGGUUAUGGGGAGAGACGAGCUUCACCCUGUAGAUGGGAUUUCUGCCUCUCGCACUAAGUUAAAACUUUCAAAGUUAGGUCCAUAUAUUUUUAGAAACUAAAUUCUAAACCCACCUCACAGCACUGCCCAGUGGUGCUGGGCCGUGGGUCCAACCGGCUGCACACCAAAGUCAGCAUGGCUGCGUUUCCGACGUGCUUCCCUUAGCAAUAACCUGUCGAGCUCCUCCUCAGUAGCCAAGAUCACCUGUCAUGCAUUCAUGGCACUAGUCAGCUGAGAGCAGCCCUUUAUAAAUAAUUGCUGGUAAUGGAUGCAUCCUGCUGCAUUUAUUGAGAAUUAAAACUCAGACCUUUUCACACACCUUGCCUAAAUUGUGCCAAUUUAUACCAGAUGUUCAUGGAGCUUUUCCUACUGUAGUAAAUAAAAACACAAGUUUGCUUUCA